Leptopilina heterotoma is the source of this 2639-nucleotide messenger RNA. It is a transcript of the gene Bmcp, whose product is annotated as mitochondrial uncoupling protein Bmcp. Lineage: Eukaryota; Metazoa; Arthropoda; Insecta; Hymenoptera; Figitidae. The record is from RefSeq and is a predicted model, not a curated record. The transcript has 8 exons. The coding region runs from base 281 to 1162 and encodes 293 amino acids. Gene Ontology annotation, biological process: transmembrane transport.
GCAAUCUCAUUAUAGCCAAUGUGGAGCAAUGUGGAGUAUAAUUUUAAUGCUUGUUGAAUCAGUUUUUUUUGUUACAAUUUUAUGCAUUUAAGAUUAAAUGAUUAUGAAUAGAAAGAUAAUAAAACGUGAGUGAGAUACUAGCAGACGACAAAAACACGUUUAUAACUGAAAAACACGUUUUUCUAUUAGUUCUACUGAUUAGCAGAAAGUUUGUGACAAUUAACGAUUUUUUAAACAAUCUCAACUAUAAAUAUCAAACUUAACAAGGGUGAAGACUGUGAUGGAAAGAAAUUUUAAAGAUUGGAAACCUUUCAUCCACGGAGGUUUGGCUUCCAUUAUUGCUGAAUUGGGAACAUUUCCAUUAGAUACAACAAAAACCCGUUUGCAAAUACAGGGUCAAAAACUUGAUAAAAAAUAUGCAUAUUUAAAGUAUUCUGGAAUGACAGAUGCGCUCGUUCAGAUUUCAAGACAAGAAGGAGUUGGAGCUUUAUAUGCUGGAAUAAGCUCAGCAAUUUUGAGGCAAGCAACGUAUGGAACAAUUAAAUUCGGAACAUAUUAUUCCUUACAAGAAUUUGCAGUGGAACGAUGGGGCGAUGAUGAUUUAUUUUUAAUUAAUAUUAUUUGCGCCGCAUUGGCUGGUGGAAUAUCGAGUGCAAUUGCAAAUCCAACUGAUUUAGUUAAAGUUCGAAUGCAAACCGGUCUCAAAACAAGUUCCUCACUUUUUGGAUGUUUUCAAGAUGUUUAUCUCAAUGAAGGCAUUCGCGGACUUUGGAGGGGUGUUGGUCCAACGGCGCAACGAGCUGCAGUUAUCGCUGCUGUGGAGCUCCCAAUUUACGAUUUUACCAAAAAUAAACUCAUUGAUAUCAUAGGAAAUAAUGUCACUAAUCACUUUGUGUCAAGUUUUGCAGCGAGUAUGGCGAGUGCUGUCGCUUCAACGCCAAUUGACGUUGUUCGUACUCGACUGAUGCAUCAAAGGAGAGUUCGAACAACUUCUGGAAAAUUACCUUCACACAUUUAUAAUGGAAGUAUAGAUUGUUUACUACAAACAAUAAAAAAUGAAGGAUUCCUAGCUCUCUACAAAGGAUUUAUACCAACAUGGUUUCGAAUGGGACCUUGGAACAUUAUUUUCUUUAUAACAUUCGAGCAACUCAAGAAUCUAUAAUAAUAAGUAGAGAAUUUUUACAACUAAUUCGACAAUUUAAUUAAAAAAAGACCGAAAGGACACAAAAAAACCAAUUCUUAUGAAGAAGAAAUAAGAUAAAAUUUUUAAAAUCAGAACGAAUAUUAGAAAAAGGAAACUAAAAAAACCCCCCAAAGAAAAAACUAUCAAAACUUCAAAAAUGAAGAAAAUCAAACAAAUUUUUGAUUUCGAAAUUUCGAAUCUCGGGUUCUCUACUUUAAAAAAAAAAACAAAAAAAAGAAAGUUGAGAAAAGUUCAAAGUAUGAAAUAGUAUUAUGAAAAGAAAUAUUGAAAUAUAUUUUUAAUACAAACUCGAGAGACACAUAAAAAGAUUUCUUUAAGAAAUUGCUUGUUUAUUCAAAAUAUGAGAUAUUUUUGAAUUUUGUAUUGGGUACUUAAAUUUUAUUAGCAAAUUUCUUUAAAUCAAUUUUUUUGCGCCAGAGAGUCAAUUAGAGUAUUAUAUUAUUUACAAUACAUUAUAUAUAAAAAAAAAAUCUUUAACAAAUAAAAAUAAUUAAAUUAACCCAACUCUACCUCUGAAAAUUAUGUGAUGAAAUUAAGCAUUUUACAAGAUGUCUUUUUCUCUUGAUCAUUAUUUAAAAUUUUUUGCAUUUUAGAUAAGUUUAAACUGUAUUUUCAAUUCCUAGAUUCUAGGACAUAAGAUAAAUAGUUAAAAACAAAGAAAUAUUAAAAAAAAAAAUUAUUCUUGCUAGUCAAGUUCUUCCACCAAAGCUUUAAGAUUGUAUUACUAAUUUUUAAAGACAAUAUUUUUGAAUUUCAUCUAAUUUUAUAAUUGAUAUACGCUUUUUUUAAUGAUCAUGUUAUUUAUUGCAAUCAUUUGAAAUUCUUACGCAUCAUAAAAAAAAUUUUAUACAGCCAUAAUCAAUACUAUAAACAGUCUUCGUUUCUAUGUACAAUAAAAAGAAAUUAUAUAUUUCAAAAAAUAUGCAUAUUAAAAAUAAUUUUUAAAUCAAUUUCUUUUAAUUCGUUUUCAAUAGAAUUUUUAUCACAUUAAAUGAAAUUUUAAUUCAUUUUAUUUCACUUUAUUAUCUGCUUUUAAAAAUAAUGAAUUUAAUUUAUUUACUCCGAAAAUAAUCGUCAAUCGAUAUCCCAAACUAUUAUUUUUCUAUCUUUACCGCCUGUUAUCACCUUUUUAUUAUCAAUUGUCACAACUAUUGAUGUAACAGGACCUGUAAUCAAAAUGGACAAAAAAUUUGUAUACGUUGUUAUAUAGGAAAAAUUCUCGAGAUUUUUAGAUUGUUGUAAAGCUUCUAGCGAUUUAUAAUCUUUUUGGAGCGAAAAAGAGAAAGAGAGAAAAAAGUAAUGAAAAAUUUUAAAGAAAUAAUUAUAAAUGUAGGUAGAAAAUUGCGCUUUGUAUUUAGCAAGUGUGUGAGAACGAAAAGAAAACUUGUAAAUUUGUGAAGUAUGAAAUGUAAAUAAAAAUUUUUUUUUCGAAUUA